AUGAAGGACAAGAGCGAAGUUAUCCAAGAGUUCAAUGAGCUCGUCAACAUGACGGCGAAGGAACUGAAGAAGUGGCUAAAGGGCGAUGACUCUACAGGUGCUGGAUGGGAGAAAGACGACGGCAGCGGUGAAUCUGUCGGCCAUGACAGUGGUCGAAAAAUUGUCGAGAUUCUCGAAUCCAAUCCUGAAAAAGAUCCGGAGAAGUAUACCGAAGAUGAUGUUGGCCACAUGAGGAAGGUUGUGUCUUACUGUAAACGACACCUGGCUCAAGAAGAAAAAGCAAACAAUGAAAAGCUUGUUGAGGAGGUGAAAAAAACCAAGUCGUACGCGUCGCUCAAGAAUUGGGGUCACGAUCCCAUCAAGAAGCGCGAGGCAAAUGGCGGUGAUGCCGAAGGCAAGGAAGAGGAGCAGCCAGAGGAGCAGCCAGAGGAGGCAAAAGAAGAAAAAGCAGGAGAAAAACGAAAGGCACCUGAUGACCAAUCUGGGAAGAGCAAGAAGAGAGAAACGGAGGACGGCGCUGCCGAGGUAAAGGACGACGAAAAGAAGGACAAGCAAGCUGAGGGUGCCGAAGAGGAAGUCGAAGAGGAAGCCGAAGAAGAGGCCCCAAAGAAGCAGGAAUCGAAGAAGGAUCAGAAGAACGGGAACGGGGACAAGGCAAAGGGUCCCGAAAAGGGCGACACGGUGAGCUGGAACUGGGGCCAAGGCCAGCCUGAGGGGAAAGUGAAGGAGGUGAAUGCUGGCGAGACCACAAUUGAGACGAAGAAGGGAAACAAAGUCUCGCGAAAGGGCGAUGAGGAGGAUCCUGCCGUUGUUCUUGACACGGGAAAGUCGGAGGCGAUUAAGCUCAGCCAUGAGUUGAACGAGACUGAGGAAUGA
Trichoderma aggressivum f. europaeum is the source of this 876-nucleotide messenger RNA. RefSeq lists its product as uncharacterized. The record is from RefSeq and is a predicted model, not a curated record. The transcript is spliced from 3 exons. NCBI's taxonomy places the organism in Eukaryota, Fungi, Ascomycota, Sordariomycetes, Hypocreales, Hypocreaceae. The coding region runs from base 1 to 876 and encodes 291 amino acids.